Molecule: messenger RNA, 2172 nt
Organism: Antechinus flavipes (yellow-footed antechinus)
Lineage: Eukaryota; Metazoa; Chordata; Mammalia; Dasyuromorphia; Dasyuridae
Product: adenylate kinase isoenzyme 1-like
Exons: 7
Coding region: 80-718 (212 amino acids)
Biological process (GO): nucleoside triphosphate biosynthetic process
Cellular component (GO): cytoplasm; cytosol
Molecular function (GO): ATP binding; AMP kinase activity
Source: RefSeq, a predicted model, not a curated record
AAAGGGGUUCUGGAAGUACAAGAUCCAGGAGGGAGAAGUUGGUGGGCAGGGUCAUUAAGCCCCCAGGGCUACUGGGAAGAUGGGCAGAUGCCAUUCCAAGCUGCCCCAGGUGGGAAAACCCCUGAGGCCUCAGCAGAAGGAUCUGCUCAAGUCCUAUCGGAUCAUCUUCGUAAUGGGGGGACCAGGCUGUGGCAAGGGGACACAAUGUGAGAACAUGGCAGCCAAGUACGGCUUCUGCCACGUGGGCCUUGGGGAGCUUUUGAGGGAGGAGGCAAAUCAGGCGACUGUGCGGGGCCAGCUGAUCCGGGACAUCAUGCUGAAGGGCCUGCUGGUGCCCACGGGUGUGAUUCUGGACAUGGUGAGUGACAACAUGUUGUCCCGCCCAAACAGCAAGGGCUUUCUCAUAGAUGGAUUCCCUCGGGAGCUCAGCCAAGCCAAGGAGUUUGAGCGCAUUGUGGGCCGCUCCCCCAACAUCGUCAUUGUCUUCGACUGCUCCACGGAGACCAUGAUUCACCGGGUGUUGCUUCGAGGCCAGGAAGAGCACCGUGAGGACGAUGCUGAGGACAUUGUACGCCAGCGGCUGGAGACCCAUUACACCCUGUGCGAGCCCAUCCUGGCUUUCUACCAGCAGAAAAACCUUCUCCGGAAUAUCCUGGCAGAAGACGCUGCAGAAAAUAUCUUUGCCAAAUGCUGUUCCGUCAUUGACAGUCUGCAGUAGAACCAGAAGCUCUCCCCCCACCCUCACUGGAGGUCCACAGCUCCAAGAUGCUACACCGCCAGGACAGCCCAGAGCCUCAGCAUUACCAAGAGACACUUCCUGGGGCCCUCCAUGAGCUUUCCAACCAGGACGGCUUGGACGGCUUACAGCGGACAGAUAGGAGAUUGGAGACUGUAAGUAACCUUGAGACCUUCAAAAGAUCCGGAGAGUGAGUCCCUUGCGUGUCUAGGCAUUUGAGGAGUCUUGGGAAUCCUAGGAGUCCAAGAGGAUGGCCAUGAUGAGUUUUAAACAUUGGUACCUCAAGAAGGGUCUGUCUUGAUUUAUGACUUUCAGGUUUUCCCACCUAAACAAGUUUAUCUGUGAUUGUGGAGGUGGUUGAGUUGGGGAGAGAGCUAAUGAGUCAGAACAGGAGCUGGAAUAGAAAGAAGUCUGAAAAAAGGAGAGCUAGGUGAUCAGUCACUAAGCAUCCUACUUUGGGGGAGGUUCCUAAGUCCUCCUGAAGUGAGCUCCUGUCUGCAGGCGUGAGGAUACAGGACAAGGGUUGGGGGCAAGUCUGUAAGAAAUAAAGACCAUCUAAGAAUAACUAUGCAAAUGGCAAUUCAUGGAUGAGGCUGGAAUUCUGGAUUCCAAUCCCAAUUCUGUUUCUUUUCCUGAAAAUCAUUUUAUGUUUUUCUCCAGACUGACCGGCCCUAUUCCUAUGGAAACGGCCCUUUCAGUGAGAAAAUAGAAACAGCAUGCAACAGAGCAAACAGUACCUCCAUCCUUAUGCGUGUCAAGCUAUACCACAUAAUGCUCUAUUUUCCUAUUGUUUUUAGCUGCUCUGAUCUUCCAAAAUGACACUGUAUAGAUGAACCACUCAUAUCUCUCAAUAAUUCACAAUUUACUAGAACAUGCUCAAUGAAAACCUUUCCUUGAGAACUCUGAAGAAUCAUCCAUUAGCAGCCUGGGCUCCAAUCACUGGGAAGAAUUCUCAAAGAGAAAGCCUGUUGCCAGGUUACCAGAAAGGACAGGCCAUUGGCCAGGACACCAUUUGUAACCAGGCUAGAGAAUGCAUUCUUCUAUCUUCCAUCCUGAAAAAAAAAAAAAAAAGAUGAUACAAGGGCGAGGGACUCUCUACCAUUUCUAUAAUACAGCAUUGUCAAUUUAGCUUUAUCAAGAUGGAAGCAUAGAUUAGGUAGAUAAAUAAAUAGAUCUAUCACCCACAUAUGUUUUAUACACAUAGAUACACACAUACAGAACAGUGUCUUACAGAUCAGUAUAAAUCCUUCAUUUUAAGGAAGAGGAAACUAAGGUCUGAUGAAUUGUGAGGGUCAAAAUUUGUUGGAGUAGCACUCUUAUUUUUUAACUGGAUAAUUAUGACUAAUUAUGAUGGUGCCAAAGUCUUCCCAAGAUUCCAGUUCACUUUUCAGUCCAUCCAAGUAAAUAAAAUAUGACACAUUCCUACUUGCUCUGCA